AAAAACAACAAUCUCAAGAUAUCACAGCGAGAUACAUGGCUUUGGCAGUUGGUGAGACAUCGACUGAGCUACUUCAUGCUCAUGCUCAUGUCUGGAAUCAUAUAUUCAACUUCAUAAACUCCAUGUCACUGAAAUGUGCUAUUGAACUAGGCAUCCCAGACAUCAUCCACAACCAUGGGAAGCCCAUGACUCUUUCUGAGCUGGUUGCUGAGCUCCCAGUCAACCCAGAGAAGACGAAAUGCGUGUACCGUCUCAUGCGCCUUCUUGUUCAGUCUGGCUUCUUUACCAGGAAAAGAGUCCAAGAAAGCGGGCAAGAAGAGGGGUAUGUGCUUACACAUGCCUCUAGGCUCCUCCUAAAGGACGACCCCUUGAGUGCAAGGCCCUUCUUGCUUGCCAUGCUCGACCCAGUUUUAAUUACACCAUGGCAAUAUGUGAGUGCUUGGUUUCAAAAUGAUGAUCCCACUCCAUUCGACACUGCUCAUGGGCGGACAUUUUGGGAUUAUGCUGGCCAUGAACCCAAGCUCAACAAUUUCUUCAAUGAAGCCAUGGCUAGUGAUGCUCGCUUAGUAACCAGCGUGCUGAUUAAGGACUGCAAGGGCAUAUUUGUGGGGUUGAAUUCAUUAGUUGAUGUAGGGGGUGGCACAGGGACAGUGGCUAGGGCCAUUGCCAAUGCUUUCCCACACUUGAACUGCACCGUGUUAGAUCUCCCCCAUGUGGUUGCUGGCUUGGAAGGGAGUAAGAACUUGAACUACCUUGCAGGGGAUAUGUUUGAAGCAAUUCCUCCUGCAGAUGCUAUUUUACUCAAGUGGAUAUUGCAUGACUGGAACCAUGACGAAUGUGUGAAGAUACUCAAGCGAUGCAGAGAUGCGAUUCCCAGCAAGGAAAAAGGAGGAAAGGUGAUAAUCAUAGACAUGAUGAUGGAGAACCAGAAAGCAGAUGAUGAGUCCAUCGAAACACAACUCUUUUGGGAUAUGCUGAUGAUGAUUGUGCUAACGGGCCAAGAGAGGAACAUUAAAGACUGGGAGAAGCUCUUCUUUGAUGCUGGUUUCAGUGGCUAUAAGAUAACUCCCAUGCUGGGUUUAAGGUCUCUCAUCGAGGUUUACCCAUGAUCAAUAUAUAUGUUGGUAGUAGUAUGUGCAAAUAUAUUUCCACUAAAUAAACUCUGGUAAGAAUGUUGUAGACCGUAUCAAGUUUGUGUGUGCUUGAAGGAAUAAUGAUCUCUCUCUGAGGCUAUGAAUAAUCUCUGUUAUGUAAUUUGAUAUUUAAGUUCUAUAAUAAAGAAGUAUUAUUUGUUGUCA
This is a messenger RNA of Vitis vinifera (wine grape), 1298 nucleotides long. Its product is annotated as trans-resveratrol di-O-methyltransferase-like. NCBI's taxonomy places the organism in Eukaryota, Viridiplantae, Streptophyta, Magnoliopsida, Vitales, Vitaceae. Gene Ontology annotation, biological process: methylation. Bases 36 to 1109 code for a protein of 357 amino acids. Gene Ontology annotation, molecular function: S-adenosylmethionine-dependent methyltransferase activity; protein dimerization activity; O-methyltransferase activity. The record is from RefSeq and is a predicted model, not a curated record. The transcript has 2 exons.